Camelus dromedarius (Arabian camel) is the source of this 5453-nucleotide messenger RNA. It is a transcript of the gene GEMIN4, whose product is annotated as gem nuclear organelle associated protein 4. Gene Ontology annotation, cellular component: SMN complex. Bases 2093 to 5272 code for a protein of 1059 amino acids. Gene Ontology annotation, biological process: rRNA processing; spliceosomal snRNP assembly. The record is from RefSeq and is a predicted model, not a curated record. NCBI's taxonomy places the organism in Eukaryota, Metazoa, Chordata, Mammalia, Artiodactyla, Camelidae. The transcript is spliced from 3 exons.
CUGUUUAUCUACCUGGGACAUUUUAGCUUUAUGAUAUCACUCCUCCUUUUAACUCAUGCCUGUCAUUUUUUCUUUUGUUGUAAUCUGUAACAUUUUAUUAAUUCUAAAACCAUUCACUUAACAACUUUGGCCUUUUAUCAAGUAAUAACAAAAGUUUACCUCUGCACAGUGCAGCUAGUAAUUUUAAACCAAAAGUUGUGAUUACUUUCCCACCUCUGGGGAUGGUAUGAUCAACUACUAAGCAAGGUUUUUGUUUUGUUUGUUAAUAGAGGCGCUGGGGAUUGAACCCAGGACCUCAUGCAUGCUAAGGUAAGCUCUACCACUGAGCUGUACCCAUCCCUAAAGGUUUAAAGAUAGUUUUGCCCAAGCUGGUGUUUUUAAACAGAUGAAAUUGGAAAGUUCUUCAGUUUCUUCAGAGUUGUGUUUUCAGAGUAGCCAUUUUGGUUUUUUGACUUGAGGGGUUGUGGUCCUAGCAUAUUAAGUUAAAAGACCUCUUGAGUUUAAAUCCACAGAGAUUUAGAGUGGCUAUAUGGUGGGAGUUCUCAGGUUAGCCUGGAGAGUUAGUAUGAAGUCCACAAUUGUCUGACAUCUGGGUGGAAUUAGCAAAGCCAUAGACAUUUAGUGCUCCUUAAUGUAACUUUCUGCCCAUCUCUCCUGCCACUUGUCGUACAAUGUCGUUGUGAUUUAGCAGUUUUCAGGAGGGCUCCAACCUGUCCACUGAAAUGUACGGUAAGAGUUAAUGGGAAAUUUCAAUUUGGUUUAAGAUUUCUUACCUUUACCCUUGGGAAACCUGUAGGAAAUUUACCCUGGCCUUAAAGAGCAGCAGAGAAGUGCCCUUGGCUCAGUCCUCAUUAUGUAAUAGAGUCAGUGGUUCAAAAAUCAAAACUACAUUAAAAAGUACUCAUUGAAAAGUCUUGCUCCUACCUGUCCCAUCAAUCCCACUCCUCCUGCCUCAUAUUUAUUAAGCAUAAAAAAUAUAUUCUUAUUUUCUCCCUCUUCCCCACAAAAUUUAGCACACUGUGUAGCUUGUACCUUUUUUUUUUUUUAAAUGAUGCAUCCUGCAGUUGCCGGCUGUAGUCCUAAUUGUGGUUCCAUUUUACCAGGUUUUAUAAUGAUUUUACAGAAUGGUAUUGCUAUACCUACAGCUCCUAAAUUGACAACACAUUUUGGAGCAAGAUGUUCUAUUACUUUUAUUGUUCACAUUUAAUGUGAAUCAUGGUCCUAAAAGCAUCAGAAUGUGUUAAUAUCUUCCGAAGAAGAGAGAACAACACUAUUGUGGAGUGUAGGUCUUGCCCAGUUUAUAGUUACAACGAAUAGUUCUUUAGUCACUGUGGUAUCCUGAGUCUACUUCAUUCUUAAUAUACUUAGUCUUUAGCAACUUCCUGCAAAUAUGUGAACAGAAGAUCUUGAAGAUACCUGGGUGCAUUUUCUGGGGAGAAGGACAACCUAUUAACAUUUCAAAAGCGUCUAUGAUGCCAGAAAAUUAUGGAGCUGCCGCCGCUGUCCAAAGAAGCGCUGAGGGGACCAGGCAGGUCAGAGCGAGAGCGAGUCUUCUCCCUGCGUUGGAGGAAGCCUCUCAAGCAGCGGUGCGUCUGAGCGGGUUAGCAAGCGGCUUUGUGAAGGGGAGCUGGGUGCGGAAGAAUGCGGGGCCAGGGAAGGAGCUAAUGGGUUGGAUUGAUUGCGGCUCAGGAGUCAGGGGACCGCACAGACACGUGGUUGAGCCGAGCAGAGCCUGGAUAAGGGGGGCGGGCGAUUUUAGGGCGGGGCCGGGGGAGAAGGAGGGGCGGGGCGCUCCUCGGCCGGACCUGUCUUGGGUACCUGCCUGUUGGCUGGUUGGAGGCCUCUGGCCGAUAGAGGGCGCUGUGGGUCAGGCGCUCCCGACGCCGCGGGCGCGUUGGUGGGACCGCGCGUGCGCGCGGAGCUGCGGAGAGCGGCGGCUGACCGCGCGGAGCCGGAGCUGAGACUGCGGGCGGGGACUCAGGCGCGGCCCAUUGUCCCGCCCCCCGGCGCCGCCCAUUGUGCCGUGACGCCUGCACCGCCCUGGCGGCGUGGCGGGGGAGGGGCGGCCCGCGUCGCCGCCAGCGUCGCCGCCAUGGACCUAGGACCUUUGAAUAUCUGUGAAGAAAUGACUAUUCUGCACGGGGGCUUCUUGCUGGCCGAGCAGCUGUUCCGCCCCAAAGCCUUGGCAGAAUUGACGAAGUCGGACUGGGAGCACGUUGGGCGGCCCAUUGUGGAGGCCCUGAGGGAGAUUUCCUCCGCCACAGCAUGCUCCCAGCCUUUCGCCUGGAAGAAGAAGGCUCUGAUCAUCAUCUGGGCCAAGGUUCUUCAGCCCUACCCCACCACCCCUUCUGACACGGAAACUCGGUGGCAGGAGGAUGUGUUCUUCUCUGUGGGCAACAUGAUCCCCACCAUCAAUCACACAGUCCUUUUUGAGCUGCUCAAGUCCCUGGAAGCUUCCAGCCUCUUCAUCCAGCUCCUCAUGGCCCUGCCCACCACCAUCUGCCGGGCAGAACUGGAGCGCUUCUUGGAGCACAUGACUAUUGACACCUCUUCAAAGGACGUGGCCUUUUUCCUUGACGUCUGGUGGGAGAUGAUGAAGCACAAGGGCAACCAGCAGGACCCCCUGCUCUCCCAGUUCCGGACGAUGGCCCAUAAGUACCUGGCCUCCUCGGAUGACUUCUCCCACCCUCCAAAGAGGUUUAAGUCAGACCCAGACGUGUGUCCAACCAUGCCGCUGCUGGCCAUGCUGCUCACCGGGCUGAAGCAGAUCCAGAGCAGGAUCCUGUGCCCCGGGAUGAAGUGCUGCACCUUAGCCAACUUGGCUGACAUGCUGACCGUGUUCGCACUGAUGGAGGAUGACCCUCAGGAAGUGUCCGCGACCGUGUAUCUAGACAAGCUGGCCACGGUGAUCUCUGUGUGGAACUCGGACACCCAAAACCCAUAUCACCAGCAAGCACUGGCCGAGAAGGUGAAGGAGGCUGAGCGGGAUGUCAGCCUGACCUCCCUGGCCAAACUGCCAAACGAGACCAUCUUCGUGGGGUUCGAGUUCCUGCGCAGCCUGCUGCGGGAGUGGGGCGAGGAGCUGCAGGCCGUGCUCAGCAGCAGCCAGGGGAUGAAUUACGACAGCUACCGGCUGUGCGACAGCCUGACUUCCUUCAGCCAGAAUCUGAAGCUCUACCUGGAGACCACCAGCCUGUCCAAGGAGGAGAGGCAGGUGGUCUCUGAGCUAGUGGAGUGUGUAGGGGACUUCCUGAGAAACACCAACAGGGUGCUGGAGAACAAGGGCCCGGAGAAGGACAUCACUGCCUCCAUCGCCAUGGCCAUCAUCGAGCAGAAGAUGGACCGGCACAUGGAAAUGUGCUACAUUUUUGCUUCUGAGAAGAAGUGGGCCUUCUCAGAUGAGUGGCUGGCCUGUCUGGCCAACAACAGGGCCCUCUUCCAAGAGCCAGGCCUGGUGUUAAAGCUGCUGGAAACAGUGAUGGACGUCGGCACGAAUGACUGGGCCGUCCCUGAGCCUCAGAUCAAACAAGUGAUUGGCUUGAUCCUGGAGUGUUACGCACACCUCUCACUGCCAGAUAAAAAUAAAGUCCUCUCAGGCGUCCUGCUUUCCUGGGGGCGCAAGGGCCUCUCGGAGAAGUUGUUGGCUUACUUGGAGGGGUUUCAGGAAGACCUCAACACGACCUUUAACCAGCUCGCGCAGAGCGCAUCCGAACAGGGCUUGGCGAAAGCCAUAGCUUCUGUGGCCCGCCUGGUGAUUCUGCACCCGGAGGUCACGGUGAAGAAGGUGUGCAGCCUGGCUGUGGUCAAUCUCGGCACCCACAAGUUCCUGGCACAGAUUCUGACUGCCUUUCCCGCCCUCAGGUUCACGGAGGAGCAGGGUCGAAAUCCAUCCACCACUUUUGUGGUGUCAUGCCUCAAAGAAACCGUCUGGACGAAGUUAUCCACGCCCAGGGAAGAGAAGCAGUUUCUGGAGCUCCUGAGCUGCCUGGUGAGUCCCGUGAAGCCCCAAGGGAUUCCGGUUGCUGCUCUUCUUGAACCAGAUGAGGUGCUCAAGGAAUUCGUCCUGCCUUUCUUGAUGCUGGGUGCCAAAGAGGUGGACCUUGGCCUGAGGAUCUUCACCCAGACUCUCGAAGGAAACGCAUGCCUAGAGGAGUACUGGCUGCAGGCCUGUUCUCCGUUCCCGCUCAUCUUCAGCCUGUGCCAGCUCCUGGAUGGCUUCAGCAGAUACUGGCAGCUCCCCAAGGAGCAGCGGUGCCUCACUCUGGAGGGCAAGGACCGAGCGAUCCACAUCCUGGAGCUCCUCUGCGAGGUGGUCUUAGCCAAUGCCGAGACCUUCUCCCCAGACAUCUGGGUCAAGUCCCUGUCCUGGCUCCACCGGAAGCUGGAGCAGCUGGACUGGACCGUGGGCCUGAGACUGAAGAACUUCUUUGAUGGCCACUUCAAGUGUGAGGUGCCGGCCACGCUUUUUGAGAUCUGUAAGCUUCCUGAGGAUGAGUGGACCUCCCAGGCCCACCCUGGGUACGGGCCCGGCACAGGCCUGCUGGCCUGGGUAGAGUGCUGCUGCAUGUCUAGCGGCCUCUCGGAGCGGAUGCUCGCCCUCCUGGUGGUAGAUGUGGGCAACCCUGAGGAGGUCAGAUUGUUCAGCAAGGGCUUCCUGGUAGCCCUGGUGCAAAUCAUGCCUUGGUGCAGCCCCCAUGAGUGGCAGUACCUCCAACGGCUGACCAGGAGGCUGCUGGAGAAGCAGCUCCUGCAUGUCCCUUACAGCUUGGAGUACAUUCAGUUCAUGCCUUUGCUCAACCUGAAGCCCUUUGCCCAGGAGUUCCAGCUCUCUGUGCUCUUGCUGAGAGCCUUCCAGUUUCUCUGCAGCCAGAGUUGUCGCAAUUGGCUUCCCAUGGAAGGCUGGACUCAUGUGGUCAGACUCCUGUGUAACAGUCUGACCAACCUCCUGGACUCAGUUAGGUUGAUACAAUCAGUUGGCCCUUGGGCCCAAGGACAGGAACAGAACCUGACCCAGGAAACCCUAUUUUUUUAUACCCAGGUGUUCUGUCAUGUUCUGCACAUCAUGGCCAUGCUCCACCAAGAGGUGUGUGACCCCCUCUACGUCUUGGCCUUGGAGAUCCUCACCUGCUACGAAACCCUGAGCAAGACCAACACUUCCGUUAGCUCCUUGCUCCAGAAGGUGAACGAGCAGCGCUUCUUAAAGUCCAUCGCUGAGAACAUUAGCCCUGAGGAGCGGCGCCAAACCCUCCUGCAGAAGAUCAGCAACUUCUGAACUUUGUGGCUCAGAAAACAGCUGGGUCUCUGCUUAGUGGGGUCUGUGAGGGCUGGAGCUGAGAAACACAAACUUUUUUUGGUUAUGUGAGCCCAUAAAUAUGACAAUGACAGUGUAAAGAAAAUAGUUUCUUAGGUAUUUGUAACGUAUAAAUUAUAAUAAAAUUCUCUUUUGAGUUUCA